AAUCAAUUGAAAUUUAAAAAGCUGAUUCAUGUUUUCAAAUUAACUAAGAAGCCCUCAACUACUUUUUGUAAUUUUGAAUAAUGAACGGCCAAUCUUGCACAUAUUCUGACUCUGGAAAUGGUACGCCAACGCCUUCAUCCACAAGCUAUCCAGCUAGUUUGUCAUCACAAUCUUCCCGUGAUACAUCCCCCUCCCGUCUUCAACCUAAUCUUAAUCACAUAAAUUCUGAAAAAUCACUUAAUUCAUCUGGUAACUAUAUGAAUUAUAAAUCACACGACACGUAUACAAAUGCAAAUUCUGUUUAUGGGCAAAUAUAUCCAGACUCUAGUGCACCGACUAAUAGGGCUACAGUUCCCCCUUAUAUAAGUGAUACUAGUAACGAUAUUAAUCAGUCACAGAGACUUGGGCAACCGCAGCUCCGACCUUUUACAACUUCAUCUCAAAUAAUUUCUAGUUUAGGUUCUACGGUAUCUAAACCUGUCUAUAGUUCAUCACAUUUAAAUCAGAUAACAAAUGAUCAGAAACAGUUUGGUAAUCAAUAUAGCACACAAAAGUUAGAUAGUGUAAUGCAGCCAAAAGCAUCAGAAAGUAACUUAGUAAAAAAUCAUGAAACUAUGCCUACAUCUAAUUUAGCGAUAUCUGAUUAUUAUCAGGGGUAUACUCAAACGAUGAAUAAUCCCUACAGGCAAGAAAAUGUAUUGCCAAACCAGACUAUGAAGCCUGAACAACAGUAUCAUGCUCAAACUCAAGGGUACCAAGUUCAGAAACCCUUGAUCUCGCCGACCUCAAAUCCGUACAUGAAUUCAGUGCCUCAGGAUAGCCAAAGUUAUCCCCAAUCGCCAGCCGAAGCACCCAGGUCUACCUACCAGCAGGGUUAUUAUCAACCUCCGACCUCUUCAGUGAUGAGUGGAAGACCGCAGAUGAACCUACCUAUGACUCAAUCCAGAUCGCUGGAUGAACCUAUUUCUUCAGGGCCUCCGAGGACUAAUGUCUUAGGAAUUAUUCCUUAUGCCACAGAACCUGCUACAUCACAAGUCGCGAGGCCUAAACUACCUGAUGGAGGAGGGUAUUACCAACCUAUGCAACCGCAGCAACAGCCACAACAAAUUCAGCAGCAGCAACCGCCGCGAGUGGCACCCAGACCCCCAGCGCCAAUUAAGCCUAGAGGCUACCCUCCGCCACCGUAUCAACAGUAUCCAUCGUAUUCCCAGCCUCAGAAUAAUGCUGGGUUACCACCUUACAGUCAAACGAUGAGCGGUGGCUACGCUGGUUACCCGAGCGGGGAUGAACUUGCUAAUCAGAUGUCGCACCUUAGUGUUUCUCAACUUGGUUUUAAUAAAUUAUGGGGAAGGGAUACAGUGGACUUGAUGAAAUGUCGUGAUGUUUUGCCUCCUACGAGAGUUGAAGCUCCUCCAAUUCGUCUUUCUCAGGAGUACUAUGAUUCUACAAAAGUCAGCCCUGAGAUAUUCAGAUGUACGCUGACCAAAAUACCUGAGACGAAAUCCCUUCUUGAUAAAUCUAGGCUUCCUCUUGGUGUACUGAUCCACCCAUUCAAGGACCUAAAUCAAUUGUCAGUGAUCCAGUGUACCGUAAUAGUGAGAUGUAGAGCAUGUAGAACGUAUAUAAAUCCUUUUGUAUUCUUUGUUGACUCAAAACAUUGGAAGUGCAAUCUCUGCUUUAGGGUGAAUGAUUUGCCAGAAGAAUUUCAGUAUGACCCAUUAACGAAGACUUACGGAGACCCUACUAGACGACCUGAAAUAAAAUCUGCUACAAUAGAAUUCAUAGCCCCAUCGGAAUAUAUGGUACGACCACCGCAACCAGCAGCAUAUGUGUUUGUAUUGGAUGUGUCCAGAUUGGCAAUCGAUAGCGGUUAUUUACGCAUUUUUUGCGAUUGCCUCCUCUCCCAGCUGGAGGCGUUGCCGGGUGACUCGAGGACAGCUGUGGCUUUUAUUACGUAUGACUCUGCAGUCCACUACUACAGCCUUGCCGAUACCCAGGCACAACCACAUCAGAUGGUGGUCGUGGAUAUCGAUGAUAUGUUCGUCCCAUGUCCUGAAAACUUACUGGUGAACCUGAGCGAGUGCCUUGGGCUGGUGCGGGACCUUCUGCGGGAGCUGCCUAAUAAGUACAGAGAAUCCUAUGACACGGGCACUGCUGUCGGUCCCGCCUUACAGGCAGCUUACAAAUUAUUGGCCGCAACUGGUGGAAGAGUGACUUUGGUGACGAGCUGCUUGGCAAACAGUGGGCCUGGCAAGCUUCCCUCGCGAGAGGACCCAAACCAGAGGAGCGGGGAAGGCUUGAACCAGUCUCAUCUCAACCCAGUCACCGACUUCUACAAGAAGUUGGCCCUCGACUGCUCCGGUCAGCAGAUAGCCGUCGACCUGUUCGUACUUAACAGUCAGUUUGUCGACCUUGCGUCUCUGACUGGUGUUUCAAGGUUUUCCGGUGGCUGUAUUCACCAUUUCCCUCUGUUCUCAGCUAAGAACCCCCAUCACGUCGAGUCAUUCCAGCGUAGCCUACAGAGGUAUUUGUGUCGUAAGAUUGGCUUUGAAUCUGUCAUGAGGUUGCGUUGCACCAGGGGGUUAUCUAUUCACACAUUCCACGGAAAUUUCUUCGUUCGCUCGACUGACCUGCUUUCCUUGCCGAACGUAAACCCGGAUGCUGGUUUCGGAAUGCAGGUAUCAAUAGAUGAGAAUCUUACUGAUAUACAGACUGUUUGCUUCCAAGCUGCACUUUUGUAUACUUCAAGUAAAGGAGAAAGAAGAAUCCGUGUUCACACCUUGUGCCUUCCAAUAGCUUCUAAUCUUUCAGACGUUUUGCACGGAGCAGACCAGCAAUGUAUUGUGGGUCUUCUGGCCAAAAUGGCUGUCGACAGGUGUCAUCAGUCAUCGUUGAGCGAUGCAAGGGAGGCCUUCGUGAAUGUAGUUGCCGACAUGUUAUCCGCGUUCCGGAUCACCCAAUCUGGAGUAUCGCCUACCUCCCUCAUCGCCCCGACUAGUCUCUCGCUUCUUCCACUCUAUGUACUCGCUUUGCUCAAAUAUAUUGCUUUCCGUGUCGGCCAGAGCACGAGGCUGGAUGAUCGAGUCUUCGCUAUGUGCCAAAUGAAAUCCCUCCCCCCUUCUCAGUUAAUACAAGCCAUAUACCCUGAUCUCUAUCCAAUUUUUAAUAUCAACGAAUUGCCUCUUGUUACAAUUGGAGAAGACCAAGUGGUCCAGCCACCACUGCUUCACCUCUCUGCUGAAAGAAUUGACUCGACCGGAGUUUACUUGAUGGAUGACGGUACUACCAUUAUAAUCUAUGUCGGCCACAACAUUAGUCCAUCAAUAGCUGUGUCGUUCUUCGGGGUCCCAUCGUUUUCAGCCAUUAAUUCAAAUAUGUUUGAACUGCCCGAACUGAACACACCUGAAUCCAAGAAACUAAGAGGGUUCAUCAGUUACUUACAGAACGAGAAGCCAGUAGCUCCGACUGUACUCAUCAUCAGGGAUGAUAGCCAGCAGAGACAUUUAUUCGUCGAAAAGCUAAUAGAAGACAAAACAGAAUCUGGUCAUUCUUAUUAUGAAUUUCUGCAGAGGGUGAAAGUCCUCGUGAAGUAACAAACGGCCGAGAUCUCCUCGAGCAGUACCAACCUACCAAAGACUAUGUCGUGUGUUGACGGGGCAUGGCAGCACAUCUUAUGUCCAUUAUAGAUUUCUAACUUUUUUAUAUUUUCUGCUUCUUAUUCAUCGUAAUGAGAAGUUUUAAUCGAUGUUACAUCAACUACAAAACUUUUAUCCUGUAUAACACAUCAUUUUAUAUAGUAUUAUAUAUAUAAUAUAUAUAUAUAUAUUUAUAUAUGUUUAAAAAUAACUUUGUAAAUGUUUAUAUAAAAAAAAAAUAAGCGGCGAAUGGGACUGCGUAUUAUGACUAAUAUGUACAUAAAUAAAUAGGAAGAAUGAAUUAUUGUAUUGUAAAUGUACUAUUAUUGUAAAAUAUAUUUUGCGGUGUUGUUAGCACUCACCAUUCCUUGGACCGAGGCAAGAAGGGAACAUUGCCGAUGGGGUGCCUUAUAGGUACGAUUGACACAUUAUAUAAACUGUUAAUUUAUCAGUCAUAAUUAAAUUUAUAAAAAAUAAAAUAAAGUGUUUAGCUAAAAUUAAUUUGAAGAGUAAAUAAAAGGCCGAAUACUGCCUGAUAUAGAUAGAAAUGAAAAAAACAAAACAUUGAAAUAUGUGUAAAGAUUUUUUACAAGCGUCAUUUUUAUGAAUUUAGCUGUGAUGCUUUUAUCGUGCACUUCUUCAUUGUAUGUGGGCAUCGUAGAAUGUUAAGCAGUUGGCUUAUUAUUGUUUUGUCAUUUGUUAAUUUUAUUAUUUUUAAUUAUCAUUGGGAUUGAAAUGUACAUAAUGUUAUAAUUUGAAAACUUGCCCAUAUUACAUAUUAAUUUAUUAUAAAAGAUAUAUAUAUAUAUUUAUAGAUAUAUGUGCAUGUUUAUGUGUGUAUACAUUAUGUUUUUGUAUACGUUCGCAAACAUAUUUUGAAGAUAUAGAAAGUUGUUAAAACCUUAUUGGUUUUUUAUUUAUCUUACAAACACAAAUAAAUAGAAAAUAAAUUUGUAGUUGGAUGUUUGUAAGAGUCGUAACUCUCUAUUUCUCUCAAUUAUAUAAUAGACUCUUUAAAAAAAGAUUGUAAAUUUUUAUUGUUUAAUGUACGAUACAAAUUGUUAUGAUAUUAUAGGUUUUUUAGUUAAAGGGUUGAAAUGAAAAUGCAAUUUAUGUAGAAAAUAUACAAUAUAAAAUGAUGUAUUUAAAU
Messenger RNA from Nezara viridula (southern green stink bug), 4785 nucleotides. The record is from the annotation of a GenBank genome assembly. NCBI's taxonomy places the organism in Eukaryota, Metazoa, Arthropoda, Insecta, Hemiptera, Pentatomidae.